ACUGAUUUUUCAUCGUUUGCGAAAAUUAGCAGUAGCGCCGCCAACAGCACCGGAGGCCUCUGCUCGAAACGACGUUUCCAAAUUUUGUAAAAUAUCUGAAUUAUACACAAUUCAUCAUGUCUUAACGUGUUUAUUAGCAUCAUUGUUGCUAAAAGAACAUCAAAACAAUGGUAAAACGUCACUCUAAAACCGUGCAAACAUGGGCAGCUUUCUAAGUGCAAAACGAGAAGACUUCCUGAGUCUGAAGUGCCCUGAAAACGAAAGUCACAUUUCAACGUGCACAUGUUGAAUGACACCGACGGGAGAACACAAAAGUUUUCAUUUAGGUGUGCAGAAUGAGCCAGUGGAAGCAAAUUCAGCAACUGGAGAUGAGGCUCCUGGAGCAGGUGGAUUAUUUGUAUGAUGACAAUUUUCCAAUGGACAUCAGGCAGGGUCUGGCCAAUUGGAUUGAGGCUCAGGAUUGGGACACGGCCGCUGACGAGGACUCCGCGGCGGCGGUGCUGUUUUUCAGCUUGUUGUCCCAGCUGGAGGCGGCGCUAUCCCGGGAACACAACUUUCUGCAGAGACACAACAUGAAGAUCAUCCAGCAGCAGUUACAGGGGAAAUAUGCCAACAACCCGGCAGCCAUGGCCAGGGUGAUAUCCAACUGCCUCAACGAAGAACGGCGGAUCCUCUCCACUGCUUGCAUGCAGCAGCAGGAACCACUGGAGAAAUCCCUGCAAAAUUCGGUGGCCCUUGAGAGGCAUAAGAACAUGGACCACCGAAUCGGGAUGAUCCGGACAAGUGUGCAGAUGAUGGACCAAGGAGUCAAAUACAUUGAGAACAUGCAGGAUGAUUUUGAUUUCCGCUACAAGACGCUGCAAUCUCGAGAUCCGUCUGAGAGGAACUCUGAGUUCAUGAAACAGGAAGUCACAAUACUACAGGAAAUACUCAACAGACUUGACUUCAAAAGGAAGGAGAUUUUGUCCAAGCUAGCCAUGGUCAUCCAGGAGAUUGACGACCUGAUGAAUUCUCAGCUCGACGCGGCGCUCCGCGACUGGAAGCGCGACCAGCAAAUGGCCGCUAUCGGACGUCCGCUGCUCACGAGCCUUGACCAGCUGCAGACUUGGUUCACUCUGACGGCGCAGAGUCUGUUCCAGGUCAAGCGGCAACUGGACAAGCUCGGGGAGCUGGUUUUGAAAGUCACUUACGAGAGCGACCCCAUCCCCGUGCAGAAACCUCAGAUGGACGAGCGCGUUCACUACCUCAUCUACCACAUCGUCAAGAGCUCAUUUGUGGUGGAGAAGCAGCCCUGCAUGUCGACGCAUCCGCAGAAACCUCUCGUCAUCAAGACCGGGGUGCAGUUCGCCACGAAAGUCAGGCUCCUGGUUCAACUUCCGGCGGUGGAUUAUCAGAUCAAAGUGAGAACAACGUUCGACAAGGACCUCCCUCCUGGCAGAGUGACCCGUCAGUUUUUCAUCGUGACCAACCCUAUGAAAGUGAUGGAUAUUGAGGACUACUCCAACGGCUGCCUUUCAGUGGAUUUCAGACACGGAUUGAAGGAGAAGAAAUCCGGCAAUGCCACAAAGAGCAAUGAGAGUCUGCUCUCCGUCACAGAAGAACUUCACUCUCUCAGUUUUGAGGCCCACUUUACAAUGCAGGGUCUGAACAUUGAUCUGGAGACGUGUUCCCUGCCGCUGGUGGUCAUUUCAAACGUGAGUCAGAUGCCGGGCGCCUGGGCCUCCAUCAUGUGGUAUAACCUUUUGAACCAGCAGCCCCAGAAUUUGGCCUACUUCAGCAGUCCGACGCGAGCCACGUGGGCUCAGCUCUCUGAGGUUCUCAGCUGGCAGUUCUGCACAAACUCCGUUCAGGGCCUCAACAAGGACCAGCUCGACAUGUUGGGAGAAAAGCUUCUCGGUCAACACUUCUCCAAUAGUGACCACAUCCACUGGUCCAAGUUUUCGAAGGAGAAUAUUCCAGGCAAACCUUUCAGUUUCUGGACAUGGCUGGACUCCAUCCUGGAAUUGAUCCGGAAGCACUUGCUACCUGUGUGGAAUGAAAACUACAUCAUGGGUUUUGUGAGUAAAGACAUGGAGCGCGCUCUGCUGCGGGAGAAAAAGUCGGGCACUUUCCUCCUGCGCUUCAGCGAGAGCCAUCUUGGAGGAAUCACCUUCACCUGGGUGCAACACGGCGACGACGGAGAGGCGACGUUCAACUCGGUGGAGCCGUACACCAAAAGCCGACUGAACGCCCUCCACUUUCCCGACAUCAUCCGGGACUACAAGGUGAUCUCGGACGGGGUGGUCCCCAAGAACCCGCUCAAGUUCCUCUAUCCCGACAUCCCCAAAGACGAGGCCUUUGGACAGCUUUACAACAAUCUGCCAAGCAAAGCCUACCCAUACAUACCGUCCACCCUGAUCCCCUGCUCUGAAAUGCGCAGCUCCAAGGUGAGCCCCCCAUCGCCAGCUUGCGAUUCGCCCGAGCCUCCGAUGACCCCGGGAGAGUUUGACAUGCUCAACCAGACCCUGUGCUUCGACAUGGAUGUUAUUAAUUCUCCAUAUUCAGAGUAAAGCCGGAUUCAGGGAAAAGUCGACUCCCGGGACACGACGCCAGCCAGCCAAUAAAAACCCGCUAAUCUGAUCGUGUGCUAAGCAUUUUUGUUGUGCUUAUAUUUGGGCAUUUUAGUGCAUUGCGUGUUGUACUGUGUUACAGUGGAUAAAUAAAGGCAAAAAAAAAAGUUGAU
Hippocampus comes (tiger tail seahorse) is the source of this 2722-nucleotide messenger RNA. It is a transcript of the gene stat4, whose product is annotated as signal transducer and activator of transcription 4. The transcript is spliced from 24 exons. The record is from RefSeq and is a predicted model, not a curated record. Gene Ontology annotation, molecular function: DNA-binding transcription factor activity; DNA binding. Lineage: Eukaryota; Metazoa; Chordata; Actinopteri; Syngnathiformes; Syngnathidae. The coding region runs from base 336 to 2549 and encodes 737 amino acids. Gene Ontology annotation, biological process: regulation of DNA-templated transcription; signal transduction.